This is a messenger RNA of Tympanuchus pallidicinctus (lesser prairie-chicken), 408 nucleotides long. It is a transcript of the gene KXD1, whose product is annotated as KxDL motif containing 1. Gene Ontology annotation, cellular component: BORC complex. Bases 1 to 408 code for a protein of 135 amino acids. Gene Ontology annotation, biological process: lysosome localization. The transcript has 3 exons. NCBI's taxonomy places the organism in Eukaryota, Metazoa, Chordata, Aves, Galliformes, Phasianidae. The record is from RefSeq and is a predicted model, not a curated record.
AUGCUGCUCAACUUCAACAACCUGUCGAGCCUCCGCAUGCAGCAGAUGAACGAGCGCUUCCUGCACCACACCAAGACGUUGGUGGAGAUGAAGAAGGACCUCGACAGCAUCUUCCGUCGGAUCCGGGCGCUGAAGGGGAAGCUGGCCAAGCAGUACCCGGAGGCUUUCAGCAACAUUCACGAAUCUCCUAUUCUAGAAGAUGACGAUGACUUCGACCCGGUUCCAAAGAGCACGACAACCACCAUUGCUACCUCUGAGCAGAGCACGGAGUCCUGUGACACGAGCCCUGACAUCAUCUCUCCCACCAUGAGUCAGGAUUUUGAGGAUUUAUCACAGGGCCAGUACGAUUUACCGGCUGUGAACGGACAGAGUCUGACAGACGAAGACACUGCCAACGACCUGGACUAA